AUGCCCUUCGCCCUAAGUGUCAUGCUGACUGGUGGGUAUGACCUCUCGUCGGUACCCCUCCCAGAGGAGAAGCCUUUCUGGGCCGACAUCUUGCUUGCCUUCAGACGGCUGGAAAGCAGUGAGCUGGCCGCCUUCGAUCCAAGCGGUACAUCCGUCGAUGGCUAUGGAUUCACCACAAUUGUGACGGAGGGGCGACUUUACCUGGUCUGGUUGAUGAAGCAGAUUGAGCAGCUGGGCGGCAGGCACGAGCGCCGUCAUGUCAGCAGCUUGGAUGAGCUGGCCGAUUACGAUGCCGUGGUCAAUUGCACAGGCUUGAUGGCCCCAAAGCUGGUGGACGGCGAGGAGAUGUACCCCAUCCGGGGCCAUGUCAUCCGAGUGCGGGCCCCCUGGGUCCGGCAGUACACGAACAAGGACAAGGACAUCUACAUCAUCCCCAACACCGACACGGUGGUCCUAGGAGGCACGAUCCAGAAGGGGGACUGGGACACUGUCCCACGGCCCGAGGAGCGCGCCAGGAUCCUUGAGCGGUGCUACUCCAUCCUGCCCAGCCUCAGGCGGGCGCCCAUCGUGCGCGAGUGGGCGGCGCUCCAGCUCUGA
Auxenochlorella protothecoides is the source of this 597-nucleotide messenger RNA. RefSeq names its product D-aspartate oxidase. The record is from RefSeq and is a predicted model, not a curated record. The coding region runs from base 1 to 597 and encodes 198 amino acids. Gene Ontology annotation, molecular function: FAD binding; D-amino-acid oxidase activity. The transcript is spliced from 6 exons. Lineage: Eukaryota; Viridiplantae; Chlorophyta; Trebouxiophyceae; Chlorellales; Chlorellaceae.